GUUUUGAAAGGUGAUAUUAAACCAGCAAUAGAGACUCAUGAAAUGUUAUAUCAAGUCAUGCAGAGGCACAAUUUUUUACCAGAAGCCUUUACUGUUGAUUUUCAAGUGCAUUGGGGUCAGCAUCCUUUACGCCCUGAGUUUGUGGAGAGUACAUACUUUUUAUAUAAGGCAACCAAUGACCCUUAUUAUUUAGAAGUUGGUAAAAAAGUUUUAAAUAGCCUUCAGAAACAUGCUAGAGUGCCUUGUGGAUUUGCUGCUGUUAAAGAUGUGAGAACCGGUAGCCAUGAAGAUAGGAUGGAUUCCUUUGUUCUAGCAGAAACUCUAAAAUAUUUGUAUUUAUUGUUUGCUAAUAAAGAAGAAUUAACAGUUGAAGUUGAUGACUUUGUAUUUACAACUGAAGCUCAUCUUUUGCCUCUUAGCUUGGCAAGGAUUAGUAAUUCCAGCUUCAUAGAUUCUCCAAAGAUGUCAAACAUUGAAGAAAAUACUGAAGACUUUACGCACAGCUGUCCAAAUACUCACUAUCUGUUUCCCGAAGGGAGAAAUUUUGCUCAAUCAAUUCGACUUCCUUUGAAAAAUCUUGUUGAAGGAGUAUGCCCUUCAAGCAAGUCACACUCUCGAACACUGUUUGCUUCAGAAUUUCAAGCUGCAAAUAAAGAAAACCUUGAAGCAGUGAAAAAAAUGGGCAUCACUGUGUUAAAAUUAUCUGAUGGGCGAAUCCAGCUAAUACACAAUGCAUCACAGGCCGAUUCCCCAGAACGAGCUGAAGAAGGUGUAAUUUUUAUGCAGGAAAUGAUAGAACUCUCAAGAGCCCAGUCUAUGAAUGAGCAUGUCCGAACUGUGUACUUCUACUUACCUGAUCAAAAGAAUAAAGUAGUUCUGAAUGCUGGUCCUGCACAAUUUGGAGUUGAUAUAAAAGGAAGGCAACCAAUAAUAUCUCAAAUAAGAAUUGCUCAGCCUAUUACAGCCUGUUCACAUAUUCAAAAUGGUAGAGAGUUGAAGGGUAAAAUUGCUAUUGUUGAACGAGGAGAUUGCAUGUUUAUUGAAAAAGUAAGUUUUAUUAUGAGAAUUAAAUUUUGUGUUAAUGCUAUAUAUCAGGGAUGGCCAAACUUCAAGAUGUUGCGAACCGCAUGAUG
Messenger RNA from Stegodyphus dumicola, 1133 nucleotides. RefSeq names its product ER degradation enhancer, mannosidase alpha-like 2 (gene Edem2). Gene Ontology annotation, cellular component: endoplasmic reticulum; membrane. Gene Ontology annotation, biological process: endoplasmic reticulum mannose trimming; mannose trimming involved in glycoprotein ERAD pathway; carbohydrate metabolic process. Lineage: Eukaryota; Metazoa; Arthropoda; Arachnida; Araneae; Eresidae. Gene Ontology annotation, molecular function: mannosyl-oligosaccharide 1,2-alpha-mannosidase activity; calcium ion binding. The record is from RefSeq and is a predicted model, not a curated record.